AUAAUUCUUUCAAAAUUAUAUAUAACUUAAUAGGAGUUAGGACAUAUACUCCAGAUGAGAACACACUAACACACUGUAUCCACUGAACCAUCGAUAUCAACACAAGGGAAACUGGCUCAUAGGGUUUGUCUCGCAGCCAACAGCACGAUGUGGUCUCCUGCUACACUUAUACAGCCUCACCAGUUACCUGGAUAUCCAGCUCACCGUCGAACCAUUCAUCACCCAGCUCCCCAGUCAACUCAUUAGUCACCAUCAGCCCAUUAAGUCACCACCAGCUCACUCGGUCACCAUCAGGUCAUCGGUCACCCUCAACUCAUCGGUCACCAGAUUAGUGGUUAAAACUCCUGGAAUAAGCACACUCUGCCUCCUGUGCCGUGAACAUGGAACAUGACGGCCUGGGAGUCUCACCCCAAACUGACUCAGUUGCCCUCAACGUCCCGGAUUUGGCGGCACUUGAAGCGGAGAAGAGGGCGUUAGAGGUUCGUCUGGAUGAAGCAAGAGAAGCAUUGACGUGCCGAGUGUGCUUGGACCGCCCCGUCGCCGCCGUGUUCAUGCCGUGUGCUCACCUCAACACCUGUAGCACCUGUUCUGCUUCCCUUACCACCUGCCCGCUCUGCCGCUCACCUAUACAUUACGCUGCCCCUGUUAUCAUAGACUGAGCCCUCCCCCCCCUCCCAACUAUACAGCCUGUCAUCAUAGACCCUUUUCCCUCGCUACCGUCUCCAAUAUAGGUAUAUACAGUAUACAGGACGGCAUAUAACAAAUACUGAAUUACUUUUUUUUUUACGGGGAUUAGCCUACCCGAGAACAGGUCACUGACCCACAUCGAGGCCAGGGCGGGCGAAAAUACAACAGUAAUAAUAAUAAUAAAAAAAAUCAAGGAUGAGAAACGAUAUAUGUAUGUUAUGUUGU
Homarus americanus (American lobster) is the source of this 912-nucleotide messenger RNA. RefSeq names its product baculoviral IAP repeat-containing protein 7-like. The transcript has 3 exons. The record is from RefSeq and is a predicted model, not a curated record. Lineage: Eukaryota; Metazoa; Arthropoda; Malacostraca; Decapoda; Nephropidae. The coding region runs from base 381 to 659 and encodes 92 amino acids.